UUUUGCCUACCUUCCUUGCUGAUAAAAAGGCAUAUCGUUGGCGGGAGAGUGGACGAUACCAUAGUUGGAAAUUGGAAAACACUUCUCUUUUCAAAAUGAUGUCCAUUUUCUAUCCUUUUUAAUUAAUUCUUUGGAGAUUAAUUAAUACGUUUAUAUAUGAUUUAUCUUUCGCUUAUAAAAGAAAAUGGUGAACACUGAUCAAUAGAAUACGGGGUACGUAGAAUAUUUUAAAUGGAAACAAAGGGGGCCUUAAAAUCAAAUUAAAGAUUUGCUGAUAUGUAAUUUCCUCAAAUGGUACACAGUAUCUUCAUGAUUUCCAUAUGCAAUGCUGAGGAUCGCAUCCUAGCUAAUUUCAGCAUAAACAGUUCGGUGGGGCACAACAGCUAGCAAUAUGUCCAAUUUGGCAACUCCGAUGAGAAUUUGAUCCUUCAACUUCAACAAACAGUAGUUGAUGGAAUAUUGAGCAAUUUUGGUUUUGGUGACUCUGGAAAAUUCUCUCAAUUUAACUUACCAUAUACGUAUUGCACCUAAAUAUAUGGUGGGAACUGGGAACCACACCUCUCUCUCUCUCUCUCUCUCUCUCUCUCUCUCUCAUCUAUAUAUCAAACUGUCAGAUUCCUGCAAAUAGUGCAAGUGCAAUGUAUUUUUAUAAAUACGUCGCCCGCACACCCUAGCUCUCACUUAAUUAGUUCCCAACCUUAAUUGAGUUUGCAAGAAAUCAAAUGCUGGGAAAGAAGAAGGACCAGAAAUCAUCACUUCCAAAUUCACCUACAUGUCCACCAUACUCAUCAUCAACAUCAGAUUGUUUGCCUCCAAAUAGGAUUCAUAAUGAUGCCAAUAAUGAAGUCGCAAGCUGCUGCAACAUUCGCUUGGAGGAAGAAAACAAGGCGGCCGUAUGCCAGUAUGUCGUCGUCGUCGGCAACAAUGGCACUCCCACUGAUAAUGAUGAUCAUCUGUUUGUUUCAAGUGAUCACAAGUCAAAUGAUGAUCAUGUCGAUCCCGGUGCUAGUCACGUCAAGGCCAGUAGUUCUUUUGCUCAUUCGGUCAUCAACAUGGUUGGCAUGCUUAUCGGUCUCGGGCAAUUAUCAACCCCAUAUGCUUUACAGAACGGAGGAUGGGCUUCUGCAUUCCUUCUUGUAGGCCUAGGCUUAGGAUGUGCAUAUAGUUCUCAUUUAUUGGGAAUAUGCUUGAAGAGGAAUCCGAAAUUGAUGAACUACAGCGACAUCGGGCAACAUGCAUUUGGAGCAAAGGGAAGAGUUUUAGCUAUGUCUUUCAUCUACAUGGAAAUCUUCAUGGCUCUUGUGUCCUAUACUAUCUCACUCCAUGACAACUUAACUAUAGCCUUUUUGGGAACCGGGCUACACCUCAAUCUCAAGCAGCAGCUGCCUUUAGCUACUAGUCUCCUAUCAACAUCUCAGCUCCUAACCGUGAUCGCCAUUUUUGUGGCGCUUCCGAGCUUGUGGCUCAGAGAUCUCUCUUCGAUAUCAUUCCUUUCAACUGGCGGUAUUUUCAUGUCACUUGUCAUUUUAGCAACCGUGGCAUGCGCCACCAUUUUUGGAGGGGUGAGAGCUAACCACAGAAUACCAGUUCUCCAACUCCACAACAUUUCGGCAAUAUCUGGACUUUACAUAUUCAGUUUUGCAGGUCAUAUUGUUUUUCCUGACAUAUAUAGGGGAAUGAAAGAUCCUUCAAACUUUACCAAGGUAUCUAUCGUAAGCUUCACGCUAGUGACAGUGCUAUAUACAACCUCAGCAUUUAUGGGUGCCAAAAUGUUUGGGCGUGAAGUAAAUUCUCAAAUCACUCUCAGCAUGCCGCGAAACCUUAUAUUUACGAAGAUUGCACUAUGGGCAACUGUUAUCACACCUAUGACCAAAUAUGCACUAGAAUUUGCGCCAUUUGCGAUGCAGCUUGAGCGUAACCUUCCUCUCUCAAUGAAUACAAGGACAAAGAUGAUGGUACGAGGUGGCAUAGGAUCAUUAUUGCUACUCGCAAUCCUAGCGCUAGCUCUUUCUGUGCCAUAUUUUGAGUUCGUUCUCAGCCUCACUGGCUCCCUUGUCAGUAUUGGAAUUUGCAUCAUUUUUCCCUGUGCCUACCACACCAAGGUUUUUUGGUCUGAAAUCUCAAAACCGUUGUUGAUUCUGAAUGUGAUCCUGAUUUUGGUAGGCUGCCUUCUUGGGUUAUCAGGAACCAUUUCGUCGUCACACCUACUUGUGAGGAACUUACAUACAAGAAUACGUCACUCACCGUGAAUGCACCAGCCAUUGGAGAUUUGCAACAACUUUUCCUACUUUUGUAUUAUCUUCUAUUAUGGAUGAUACAUAUGAGAAAGUGUAUUAGUUCAACAUGGUGUAUAUGUGAAAUAAACUAUACAACAUGAUAAUGUAAAACUGCAUGAUUAAUUAGCAGUUGGCUGAAUAACUAAUAUGCAGUAACCAAUCAUAUAGUGUCACGUUCAAAAGUUGUGCAAAUUAUGACAUACAUUGUCGUGUUACUUGACA
Molecule: messenger RNA, 2498 nt
Organism: Rhododendron vialii
Lineage: Eukaryota; Viridiplantae; Streptophyta; Magnoliopsida; Ericales; Ericaceae
Product: amino acid transporter AVT1H
Exons: 3
Coding region: 723-2249 (508 amino acids)
Biological process (GO): amino acid transmembrane transport
Cellular component (GO): vacuolar membrane
Molecular function (GO): amino acid transmembrane transporter activity
Source: RefSeq, a predicted model, not a curated record